AAAAUUCAACACCUGGCUCGGAAAUUGAGGUAUAUGGCUGGGUGCGAUCUGUGCGCGUUCAAAAGAACGUGUCUUUUGCAGUAAUUAAUGAUGGCUCGAGUCUAAAAGGCAUGCAGGCUAUUCUUUCAAGCGAAGAAGCAAAGAAAUUGAUGACUGGUGCAUGUGUUAGAAUUCGUGGAAUUUUGACCCAAAGUCUUGGCACAGAGCAAAGUAAAGAAUUGCAAGCCCACCAGGUCGAGAUUUUGGGUGAGAGUGAUUCAACGUAUCCUUUGCAAAAAAAAUAUCAUUCUAUGGAAUUUCUCCGAGAUAAUUUAUCUCUCAGAUCACGAACCAAUCUUUUUGGAGCAAUCUUUAGAGUUCGAAAUGCAGCUAUCAUAGGUUUUCAGAAUUUUUUUCAGACAAAUGAAUUCUUUCAAAUUCAUACACCUAUUAUAACAAAUUCAGAUUGUGAAGAAAAUGAAUUUUUUGGUUCACCUGCAUAUUUAACUGUUUCUGGACAGCUACAUGCCGAAAUUUUAGCCUGUGCGAUGUCAAGAGUUUACACAUUCGGACCAGUAUUUCGUGCUGAAGAAUCUCUUACAUCAAGACAUUUGGCUGAAUUUUGGAUGUUAGAAGCAGAGAUUGCAUUUAUGUUUAAAUUAGAAGAAUUAUUAGACUUUGUGGA
Messenger RNA from Dentiscutata erythropus, 664 nucleotides. Lineage: Eukaryota; Fungi; Glomeromycota; Glomeromycetes; Diversisporales; Gigasporaceae. The record is from the annotation of a GenBank genome assembly.